Raphanus sativus (radish) is the source of this 2120-nucleotide messenger RNA. RefSeq lists its product as uncharacterized. NCBI's taxonomy places the organism in Eukaryota, Viridiplantae, Streptophyta, Magnoliopsida, Brassicales, Brassicaceae. The coding region runs from base 186 to 1889 and encodes 567 amino acids. The record is from RefSeq and is a predicted model, not a curated record. The transcript has 9 exons.
CCAAAGGAUUUUCUUUUGCCCUUUUGCUUUUAAUAAAUCCACAAGAAGCUUCUCCUCUGCAAACCAAUCGAAUUGUUAGGGAUGAAUUCGAGUAAACUCUAAUCUGUCUUCCAUCGAUUUCUUCUGCAGACUAACUCAGUUUUUCUUUCUGGUAGUGGGCUGUGCGUUUGGAGUUUGAUUUAUCUAUGGGGACUACUGUGGUUGGAACUGUUGAGGACUGCAGGGAGAUGUUUGAUGUCAGUGCUCAGACGCCUUUUUCCUCAACAAAUCAGAUUGGGAAUCCUGUUGCCUACAAACUUGUCCGGGUUGCAGGAGAUGGGAGACUAGUCCCUGCAACUGAUGAAGAAAUUUUGGAGGUCAAUGAGACCGAUACGCAUGCUUGUCUGACUUUUGACUACCUUCCAGCCCAAGAAACUUCUCAAGUUAUCAAUUUAGGUUUACUGCGGUCUGACAAUGUAGAACCAUCUACAGACCAGGUGAGUUCUCAAUCUGAUUAUGGCGAGGAGUUGUUGCAAAAGGUAGAACAGGAUGAUAGGCUUGUCAUGGUUUCUACUCCUCCAGAUGCCAACAUCCGGUGUUGUAAUGAAAACAACAUGUUCGACGAGGAUCAAGUCCACCAUGACCAUGAGCCCCUUCCUUUCUCAUCAGAUGUUCAGAAAGGAUGCGAUUCUAAUACUGUUGAACCAUGCUCAGACGCAGCAUCUAGUCCAAAAGAAACUGCAUUGCCUCCUGCUGCUGGAAAACCUGAUUUUUCUUUAGUUAGAGGUGAGAUCUGCUUGAAUAACUUGCCUAUUAAAGCACUGCAAGAAACAUUCAGAGCUACGUUUGGACGAGAGACGACUGUUAAGGACAAGACGUGGCUGAAAAGGAGGAUUACAAUGGGACUUACCAAGUCCUUUGAUGUACCAACCACUGACCUGACAAUUAAAGAUAACAAGCUAGUUGGAAGUCAACACAAAGCCAAUGAUGUAGGUGAUGAUGUAAGAGCUACUAGCCUGAAAGAAGCACCAUCUAGUAGUGCUGAAGAUUUAUCCGGUGAAGAGAGGGCUGCAAAAAGAGUUAGGAAACCUACACGAAGAUACAUUGAGGAACUCUCAGAAACGGAUGAAAAACAGAUAACUGACAAGUCGGUGUUGUUUCCUUCAAAGCAUCAGAGGCUAUCUGAAAAAUCUGAGGUCAGGUCUGUGAGCGUCUCAUCAGGGAAGAGAGUUACCGUCACCAGGGUGGUGCCCCUUGGUGGAUCUGAGGUUGAGGUUCCUUAUGUUUCUCAUGUCCGGAGAAGCCGUCCAAGGGAGAACGUUAUGGCUCUUAUGGAAUGUCAUACCAGUUGCUUGGAAGCAAAAGCUAGUGCAGUAGAGAAUAACCUGUUGAACAGUGAGGUUGUGAGCCCAGGUUCAGUGGUUAAGUCAGCUUCUGGACCAAUCCAGAUAGAAUUUGCUACAAGUCACAACAACAACAACGAGGAGGUGCAUGUACUCACUGAGGUUGAUCAAGACAUGGAGCUAGAUCACGUAGACUCAUCUGGAAAUAGCUCGGAUGACUAUAAUAACACUAGCGCGCCAACGAUGCAAGGAGGUGGACUUAGAAGGAAGCAUCAUAGAGCUUGGACGCUGUCUGAGGUUACAACGUUGGUAGAAGGUGUAUCCAAGUAUGGAGCUGGGAAGUGGUCUGAAAUCAAAAAGCUUUCCUUCUCAUCUUAUUCACACCGUACCUCUGUAGAUCUCAAGGAUAAAUGGCGAAAUCUCCUGAGAGCAAGCUUUGCUCAGAAUCCCUCAAACAGCAUGGGAAGUUUCAAGAAACAUGGGUCGAUGCACAUUCCUAUGGAGAUUCUGUUGCAGGUGAGGGAGCUCGCAGAGAAGCAAUCACUGGUCCCACCGAAUCACCGAUGAGACAAGGAAACAAAAAGAUUCAACUUCUUAAUGUAGCUGAGUUUUGUAAAAUAGCCAACUAAAGUAAGAGAGACAAGAACGAUGAGAGUUUAUGUAACUUUAUAAAGAAGCUUUGUUAGUUAUAUAUGCGAGAGAACACUAUUAAGAAGUGUCUUUCUCUGAACUGGGCCUUCCCUAACUGGAUCCAUAAUCUUUUUAUCUAUUGGUCUUCUUGACCCAGACUUACGUGUA